Molecule: messenger RNA, 930 nt
Organism: Hymenoscyphus albidus
Lineage: Eukaryota; Fungi; Ascomycota; Leotiomycetes; Helotiales; Helotiaceae
Source: the annotation of a GenBank genome assembly
CCACAACUCUACCACACUCAACUCCUCACACAUCCCCCGCCAUGUUCCGAACAGCUCUUCUCAGAUCCGCGCGCAGCGCUACAUGCCAGGCUGUACGAAAAUCGAGCCCAAUUGUUCGUCCAGCCUCCACCGGUCUCUUCACAAAAUCGCAAAUCGCCCCGUCCGCUUUCCAAGCAGUACGAUGCUAUUCCGCAGGUGGUGGUCUUGACGAGGCUACCGUGACAGGAAGAAUAGCUGAUUUACUGAAAAACUUUGAUAAAGUGAGCAUGUUAUGCUGGACGAAUUAUUGGAAGAUUUACUAAUGUUUGUCGCAGGUUUCCGAUCCUACAAAGGUGCGAUAAUGAAGCCAGGAUGGGUAUCGAAACAACUGGUUUAACAGGCAAUUAGAUCACACCAACUUCACACUUCGCGAAUGACCUUGGGUUGGACAGCUUAGACACUGUUGAGGUUGUGAUGGCUAUCGAGGAGGUAUGUCGAUUGGGGAAGCCUAGAGCUCGAGAUAGAUUUUGACGUACUUGCAGGAGUUCAGUAUCGAGAUCCCAGAUAAGGAGGCUGAUGCUAUCCACAGUGGUAUAGAACAAAUAUGCGAGAUCUGGAGUCAUGCACGGGAACUAACUUUUUAAAAUAGUUGACAAGGCAGUGCAAUACAUCCUGGCUCAACCGGAUGGUAGGUAUUCACAUAUAAAACUCGCGAUACAUCUGCUAAUUGCCUUACAGCUCACUAGACAAAUCAAUUGUAUAUUAGGGGAAGGGAAUGAAGGUUUUGGAGGGGGUCACAUGGCCUUUGAAUGAGGAUUCAUAAUGGCUAUCGGCAGCACAGAAUCUGUAUUUUCCUUCGAAAGACGUAUGGGUUCUAUGCGCGUGUAUCAAUGUUUAGUCCAUCUACUCUUCGUCCCGGUCUCAAUGAUGUAUGGAGUGAUGCUAUGUGCC